ACUGACGGCGACGCCGGUCCCAAUGCCAACGUCCUCUACCGUCUCCUCAAUGCUGGUGGCACCAAUGAGGUCUUUGAGAUCGAUCCCCGCUCGGGCGUCAUCCGCACCCGUGGCCCCGUGGACCGGGAGGCGGUAGAGGCCUUCGAGCUAUUGGUGGAGGCCACGGAUCAGGGCCAGGAGCCGGGACCCCGCAGCGCCCCGGCCCACCGUUACAUGGCGCAGGUCCCCGAGGACGUGGCGCCCAACUCGGCCGUGCUGCAGGUGACGGCCACCGACCGCGACAAGGGCAGCAACGCCCUGGUGCACUACAGCAUCGUGAGCGGUAACACCCGCGGCCACUUCUACAUCGACGCGCAGACGGGCGCGCUGGACGUGGUCAGCCCCUUGGACUACGAGGUGUUGGAUGUCAACGAUAACGCCCCCAUCUUCGUCAGCACACCCUUCCAGGCCACCGUGCUGGAGAACGUGCCGGUGGGUUACUCUGUCAUCCAUGUUCAAGCCAUUGACGCCGAUUCAGGUGACAACGGCCGGCUGGUCUACACCCUCCUGGAGACCGGCGCCGGCUUCCCCUUUGCCAUCAAUAACAGCACUGGGUGGAUUGUGGUGGCCUCCGAGCUGGACCGGGAGGCAGUGGACUUCUACAGCUUCGGGGUGGAGGCGCAGGACCAGGCCAGCGUCAGCGUCACCGUCCUGGACGUCAAUGACAACAGCCCCGAGUUCACGCAACGGGAGUACGGCGCCCGCCUGAACGAGGACGCAGCAGUGGGCACCAGCGUCCUCACUGUCUCUGCUGUCGACCGCGAUGCCAACAGCGUCAUCACCUACCAGAUCUCCAGCGGCAACACCCGCAACCGCUUCUCCAUCACCAGCCAGAGCGGCGGUGGGCUCAUCUCCCUCGCCUUGCCCCUGGACUACAAGCUGGAGCGGCAGUACCUCCUCACCAUCGCCGCCUCCGAUGGCACCCGCCAGGACACGGCCCAGGUGGUCAUCAACGUCACUGACGCCAACACCCACCGACCCGUCUUCCAGAGCUCCCACUACACUGUCAACAUUAACGAGGACCGGCCGGUGGGCACCACGGUGGUGGUUAUCAGUGCCACAGAUGAGGACACGGGGGAGAACGCCCGCAUCACCUACCUGAUGGAGGACAGCAUCCCCCAGUUCCGCAUCGCUGCCGAGACGGGGGCUGUCACCACCCAGAUGGAGCUGGACUACGAGGACCAGGUGUCCUACACCCUGGCGAUCACUGCGCGUGACAAUGGCAUCCCUCAGAAGUCUGACACCACCUACCUGGAGAUCCUGGUGAGCGACGUCAACGACAAUGCGCCCCAGUUCCUCCGCGACUCCUACCAGAGCUCCAUCUACGAGGACGUGCCCACCUUCACCAGCGUCCUCCAGGUCUCUGCCACCGACCGCGACUCGGGACUCAACGGCAGGGUCUUCUAUACCUUCCAAGGAGGUGACGAUGGCGACGGUGACUUCAUCAUCGAAUCUACCUCGGGCAUCGUCCGCACUUUGCGCCGCCUUGACCGGGAGAACGUGCCGCUCUACUCCCUGCGGGCAUUUGCUGUCGACAAGGGGGUCCCGGCCAAGCGGACGCCAGUGGAGAUCCAAGUGACGGUGCUGGACGUCAAUGACAACCCGCCCGUCUUCGAGCGGGACGAGUUCGACAUCUUCGUGGAGGAGAACAGCCCCAUUGGGCUGGUGGUGGCCCGGAUCACGGCCACCGACCCCGACGAGGGCACCAACGCCCAAAUCAUGUACCAGAUCGUGGAGGGCAACAUCCCUGAGGUCUUCCAGCUGGACAUCUUCUCCGGCGAGCUCACCGCCUUGGCCGACCUGGACUACGAGUCCAAGGCAGACCUCACCUACGCCUUCGAGCAGGGGAACGAGCUCAACCUGGUGCUGCUGGACCCCCAGAGCGGGGACCUGCGCCUCAGCCCCGCCCUGGACAACAACCGCCCGCUGGAGGCCGUCAUGAGGGUCUCCGUCUCAG
This is a messenger RNA of Phaethon lepturus (White-tailed tropicbird), 1996 nucleotides long. RefSeq names its product cadherin EGF LAG seven-pass G-type receptor 2-like. Gene Ontology annotation, biological process: homophilic cell-cell adhesion. The annotation marks the transcript as partial. Gene Ontology annotation, cellular component: plasma membrane. The record is from RefSeq and is a predicted model, not a curated record. NCBI's taxonomy places the organism in Eukaryota, Metazoa, Chordata, Aves, Phaethontiformes, Phaethontidae. Gene Ontology annotation, molecular function: calcium ion binding. The transcript is spliced from 5 exons.